AUGGUGGUAUGCAAGGUAAUAGUUGCUCUGGAGAAGAUGGAAUUUCCCGAGCAUGAAUCUGUACUGGAUGAGCUGCUUGCGCGAAAUGAGACUUUUGUCGAGGUUGAGGAUAUUGAUGUUGGAGAACACAUUGUUGCAGAGCAUGACAGAGUCGAUCGACAUGUACGUCUGGCACAGAGUUAUACUCAGAAACAUCAAGAUCGAGAUCUUGAACCGUUUGGACGGGAUUCCCAGUUCAGGGUCGUUUCUGAUAUUGUUCAGACUUUUCAGCAACAACGUGGACAUAACAAGCAGUUUGGCAUUCUGGGCAUUAUUCAAUGCAACACUAAGACUCUCGUAGAAUUUGAUCAGCAAGUCCACGGACCUUUGCAAAGACCAGGGGUCGAAAUCUCUCACAAAUAUAAGAUAGUUCUGGACCAGACUCUCGAAAGAGGGCCAGUUGUUGUCAAAGUACCCAAUUUUUUCGAUAUUAGACAUCAAUUGGCUAUUGGAGUAGCUCUUGUAAAAGCUGCUGAAACGGCUUCUGAUCCGAGGCCAAAAAUCGUCCAGAACGACUGGAGGCUUGUGGUACGAAAGCUUCCGCCUUUGAUGAUGUAUGAGGAGUUUUUGCACGCUAUAGCAGGACUCAAGGGGGUGCGUUCCAACUAUUUUGUGGGAGGACGAGCUGCUUCGAACUCGUUUGAGACUUCCAAACACUCGCGCGGGUACCUGAGCAUGCAGAAUGAGGCCACAAUGAUGGAGGCGGUGCAGUUGUUCAAGCAACUGCAGUUCCAGAGCGAGGGAGUGGAGUACAAGCCUGUUCUCGAAAAAGUGUUCAACAAGAAGUUCACGAAGCCGUUCCAUCCUAAUUUCUACAACGAUCCUGCGGAUGCGUUCCCGUUGGAUGAGUCCGAAGGGUACGCCAAGUAUCUUCAAUGGAGGACGGGGGAAAUCGAUGAGACAGAACUAAGGUCGUGGUUUUCUCCUCAGAAAGCCUUAGCAAAGGAAUCGAAACACAGAAAGAAAUCAAAGAAGUCUCGACAGAAACCCAAGUCCGACGACAAGAGCAAAGGCCAUGAUGACGACAAAAAACUGCCACCAGCGCCGAAAAUCAAGAAAAUUGCAACCAGACCCACUUCAGAGGCUGCGACGAACGACGCGCCGACACCCAAAAAACAGGGAACAAAAAAAAAGGAUAAAAAACAAGCACUCACCCCGUCUGAGUCUGUUGAUCCCGCGCCAGCAAAAGACGCAGUUGCCAAAGAAUCGCCCGCUCCAACGAAAAAGAAGAAUAAGAAGAAGAAUAAGUCGUCAAAUUCAGUGCCUGCAGAUGUCAGCCCUCCACCACAGCCACUAGUUGAUCUUCUGGAUCCGAAGUUCAUCAAUGAAGUCUUAGAAUGUGUUAUCGGCGAACAACCGAUGGAAACCGCUGCCAUUCGAGAAGAUACCCAGUACUUCAAAGCGCUCAAGGAUUUUUUCACGGAGAUGUUCUUUGGGAACCAGAUUGUUGAAGACCAUAUCAAUGCGUUGAACCCACCAUUGCUGGAUAGUUUCGUGAAAGGCGACGUUAAAUGCGAGUCGGUUGAAGAUCUGGCUCUGAUGGAGGCCAUAUACCAUUUCUUCUGCUUGUUAUUGGUUGCCAGUGUCCGUGGCAAGCGCAUGGCGUGGGCUAUGACCAAUAUUAACUACCUUCCUAAUGAACAUAAAAGGGUUUUGGAGAGAUUUAGCCUAAUCGCAGAGAAGGAGGACCAAUUCUCAGAACCAUACUCCCCCAAAAAACAGACCCAGGAGCUCAGUGGACUGUUGGCAGAGAAAGAGGAAGAGAUCCAGGCCCUGACUCUUGAAGUUUCCAAUUUGACCCAGCUUACCCAAGCCAGAGAAGAAGAGCUACUAGCCGAGUUAAAUGUCAAAGAAGACAAACUCGUCGCCUACGACGUCCUUGUGGCACAACUACGUUCCCAAAUAGAAAAACUGAACAACGAGUUAAAAGAGGCAGCUAUGGAAACAUCAUUGGGCGCCCAUUCGAAACUGGAGCUGUUUGCUUUUGAAAACAGAGUGUUGCAGGAGUUCAUUGCGAUUUUGGCACAGUCAUCAAAUUAA
This is a messenger RNA of Ogataea philodendri, 2079 nucleotides long. RefSeq lists its product as uncharacterized. Lineage: Eukaryota; Fungi; Ascomycota; Pichiomycetes; Pichiales; Pichiaceae. The transcript is spliced from 4 exons. Gene Ontology annotation, molecular function: nucleic acid binding. Bases 1 to 2079 code for a protein of 692 amino acids. The record is from RefSeq and is a predicted model, not a curated record.